Molecule: messenger RNA, 3843 nt
Organism: Nothobranchius furzeri (turquoise killifish)
Lineage: Eukaryota; Metazoa; Chordata; Actinopteri; Cyprinodontiformes; Nothobranchiidae
Gene: p2ry12
Product: purinergic receptor P2Y12
Biological process (GO): G protein-coupled receptor signaling pathway
Cellular component (GO): membrane
Molecular function (GO): G protein-coupled purinergic nucleotide receptor activity
Source: RefSeq, a predicted model, not a curated record
CUUUCUGUGACAAACCACAGACAAACGUUUGCUGCAAACACAGAAACUGGCACGAAGACAGCCCUCACCCCAUACCGACGGGGAGCACGCAUCAUCACAACGAGCGACACAAACAUGGAGGUAAACACGUUUCACCCCGUCCUCUCUGGUAAUCACAGCCACCCCAACAGCAGCUGUUCCCGUGACAACGCCUUUAAGACGGUGGUAUUACCCGUCCUGUACUCUUUACUUUUCCUGGUUGGAAUGUGUCUGAACUGCGUGGCAGCCUGGGUGAUGUUCCGCAUACCCUCCCGGUCUCACUUCAUCAUUUACCUGAAGAAUAUUGUUGCUGCUGAUCUCAUCAUGACCCUGACCUUCCCUUUCAAGGUGUUAUCAGACUCCAACACGGCACCCACCGUCCUACGGAUCUUUGUCUGCCGCGUCUCCUCGGUGCUGUUUUACCUCACCAUGUACAUCAGCAUCCUUUUCUUUGGCCUCAUCAGUAUUGACCGCUGCAGAAAAACCCUAAAGCCAUUUACAGGAAGUCACUCGGGCCGGCUGGUCUGGAGGAAGCUCCUCUCAGGAGCCAUUUGGGCCUUUCUGCUCACCCUCUGUCUGCCCAAUGUGAUCCUCACGCACAAAACUCCCCCUUCUCGGUAUUUUAAGUGCAGCGACCUGAAGGCAGAGGGUGGCCUUUACUGGCAUGGGCUGGUAAAUUAUGUCUGUCAAGUGAUUUUCUGGGGCAACUUGUUGACCGUGAUAAUAUGCUACACUUUAAUCAGCAAGGAGCUGUACAAGUCCUACUCCCGUACCAAGUCCCAGAACACUGUGCAAAACGUGUCCUUGACAUCAAGUGGGGGAAAAACUCGGAAGCCUCACCAGUCCAAAAGAAAAAUCCACGUGAACGUAUUCCUGAUUCUGGGGGUGUUUUUUGUUUGUUUUGUGCCUUUUCACUUUGCUCGAGUCCCGUACACCAUGAGCCAGACCGAGCGAGUUACGUUUGACUGCUCUCUCAAGCUUUUCUUCUUCCAGCUGAAGGAAAUCACACUUUUCCUCUCUUCCAUGAACUCUGUGCUGGACCCUCUGAUCUACUUUUUCCUCUGUCGGUCCUUCAGGACCAUGCUGUUUCAGACCCUACGGCUUCCCUCCGGUACGUGCAGCUGGGCCACAGGAAACAGAGUCAUCUGACUGCUCAUAAAACAAGUCCGCUGGACAUGAGGAAGACUCGGUGGGAACAUAUGCUGACAGAACGCCAGGGUUAAUAUGGAGGCCUGCUGUUCAGAAGUGGAUCAAAACAGAACCAAGCUUUGUUGUUGUAUUCUAGGAUUUAUGGGUUUUCGCAGAAAAGGAUGCCUAUACCACUUACUGAAUGCUUACUUACUACAUUAUGGUUUUUCUUUUACAACCAAUCAAUCAAUCAAUACUUUAUUAAUCCCAGAGGGAAAGUAGAGUUUCAGUACACACAAUUCAGAGAUCAGACAUACAUGGGCAAGACACAUGACAAGAAUUGGUGACUGUGGUCAUUCGCAACCGGAGUCGCACUACCUUAAUAGAGAUAAGAGGGUUACAUGAGGACUGGCUCAGGUGGAGGGAAAAAAAGGCACUUCAGAGUUACCCUCCACCGGGAGGUGGAGGUCAGGUUUUCACAGCAUCUGUCUGCAUUCCUUCGUGGGGGUUUUUAGUUGCUUGCAGCUCAAGACCACCAGGGCAUCAGAUUCAGAUAGCAAGAAUUUGUUUGGGUCAGGCUGAGAUAAUUUUCCUCUCUGCCUUCAGUCUUUAAACUGAUCAUUCCAGUCCUUCAGUGAAGCCAAUUUGGGGUUUUUAAACCUGUCCAUACCGUCCAGUGACUCUCUCCGAGAUGACAUCCAUUUUGCGCACUAAUACCGGUAUCGCAGCUAGAACAUUGUCCAGCUUACGAUUCACCUCGAGUAACGUCCCAGUCUGAGAGGUCUCCACACGGACGGUGCUUUCCGUGGGUGCGGGUUGCCCUCCAAUCGCUCUCGUCUUCCCAAAUUUCCAGAAAACCAGAUAUCCUCCCAUUCCAAUCAGGAGAAAUCCAGUGAUCAUCAGGCCGAACACGUCUUCGAUAUCCUCAAUGGACAGCUGGGAGAGGCAUAUGAUAUUCCACUCCUUCCAGGAAUCCAGCAUAUACCCCACCGGGUGUGUCCCCUGUGGACAUGUGGGAGCCCCCUGCUCCGUUCUCAUUGUUGAAAAGAUCUUAUCGAUCGCAUUGAAUGACCAGUUUAUCAGAUCCAUGGUUAAAAAUGGGGUUUUUCGGAAGAAAUGCAAAGAAGCGCUCUGUGGGCAGACAGGACAAAGAGCCUUGGGAAAAACAGAUAAGGGAGCGAAAGAGAAAAGCGUCUGUCCUCCUUGAGUGCCUGAAGAAACAUGUACAUGGAAUAUUUUCUCACCACACUGGAGAUUUGUUUUUCUGUUCCCAAUUCAAGUUCAUAGAAGCGUUAAGUUUCUCUUCUUUAUUAGAGUUUUACUGAUUCUCAGAAGAGGAAAUGGGAAAUAAGUCAUUUUAAAUCUGGAAAUAAUAGUCAUUUAGAGAAAAUCUAAAGGCUGUUAUGAUCUAUAUGUGGUACAGGUGAAACUCGAAAGAUGAGAAUAUUGUGCAAAAGUUCAUUUAUGUCAGUAAUUCAACUUAAAAGGUGAAACUGGACGAGCUAGAAUCGUUACAUGUUAAGUCUUUAUUUGCUGUACUUGUGGUGAUUAUGACUUACAACUUAUGAAAACCCCAAAUUCAAAAUGUCAGACAAUUAAAUUAAUUGAAAUAAAACCAAUAAAACAAGAAUUUUAAACAGAGAAAUGAAAAAGUUUAAUCUUGCAUCUGUACUCAUCACUCUGUUUGGGCCCCUUUCUACUGCAAUAAAAGACAUUUUGCGCACAAUAUUUAAACGUUCUGAGUUUCACCUGCUAACGUGCUAACUCCUAACGACUCUAUGCCUCAAUUGGCUCUUAGCUUGAUGGUGCAACCCCAAUGAUUUAAGAAAAUUCAGCUAUAAUCUGUUCAGUGAAUCCUAAGGUUCGCUAUUAUGGCUUCAUCUUUCUGCUCAAUAUCUGUAAAACUGACAAAGUCAAAGACAUUUUUGUAUUUUCUUUAGUCGGUUGGUUAUGGUAGCCAUCUUGAAUUGUAUUCAGUGGUCAAUGCAUAAUAUACAAUCUCUCUGAUAAAACUAAUUAUCUCAUGAUUAUGAGAUAGUAUCUCAUAAUAGUGAAAUAGUAUUUCAUUAUUAUGAGCCAGCCAAAUCAUAAUUAUGAGAUUUAUUUUUUCAUCAGAGUGGCAGGAAUGGGCUUCCAUACAAUGUACUGAUAUAUUAAAUCGAAAAUAUUACUGUCCACCUUUUAGCUUUAGUCAGUGAGUAAAUAACUCAAUUUUUAUUAUUCAGUGAUUUAUGCUCAAUUCUCAUCUGACCAAUAGAUACAAAUUGGUUUCUCAGCUACAACGAAUCAGUUUUAGUUGUCUAUGUUUCUCACUGGUGGGAAAAUAAAUCCCCAUAACAAAAUCCAACAAACACACCAGACUUAAUAAUAAUUUUCCUUAAUGGUUAUAUGGAACAUUACCGCGACAAAUGUCAUUUGACUUCCCGCCCAGAACUAGACAGAUUUGCAUGCCUCCAGCUGACAAGGCUGACAGUCAUUUGCAAUUUUAAGGAAUCCCAGAGUGGACAACACGGAGUUUAGAAGAUAACCUUUCUGAAUGGUGAGUGGAUUAAAACAAUUUAAAUGUCUUCAUUUAGGUACCAAAGUACAAGAAGAAGAUCAGAGGAUUGUAACUGUAAUAUGUGGGUCAUGUACAUGUCUGUAAAUGAGAAAAGAAAUCUUUUAUCAGAUGUUAAAGAUGCGAUUGGACCCUUGUUU